AUGUCUGGUGGCCACCUUCAGCAUUCAGACUUGGAGAGGAUAUUUUUGAGGUUGGACGUCAAUGGCGACGGCCGUCUAUCCAUUGAUGAACUAGUUUGGCUCCUUGACAAGGUUGGUGGCCACAUUGUCCCAGGCGACCUGGAAGAGAUUGUGGGAGAAAAGAGCCUAGACUUAGAAGAAUUCAUCCUCUUCUGCAAGUCGAUAUCUGAUCCAGUCGAGGAAGCAGAUGAAGACUUGAUGCAGGCAUUCAAGGUGUUCGACCUGAACAAUGAUGGGUUCAUUUCUUGUGAGGAGCUUCAGAGCGUGCUGGUGAGACUUGGGCUGUGGUCGGAGAACGACGGAGGCUGCGAGCAGAUUGUUUGCAGGUUUGACACAAACUCGGACGGGCAGCUUGAUUUCGAGGAGUUCAAGCAGAUGAUGUUGCUCUCCAUUACAUGA
Nelumbo nucifera (sacred lotus) is the source of this 438-nucleotide messenger RNA. The record is from RefSeq and is a predicted model, not a curated record. NCBI's taxonomy places the organism in Eukaryota, Viridiplantae, Streptophyta, Magnoliopsida, Proteales, Nelumbonaceae.